Messenger RNA from Exophiala aquamarina CBS 119918, 993 nucleotides. RefSeq lists its product as uncharacterized. The record is from RefSeq and is a predicted model, not a curated record. Gene Ontology annotation, molecular function: DNA-binding transcription factor activity, RNA polymerase II-specific. Gene Ontology annotation, biological process: regulation of transcription by RNA polymerase II. Bases 1 to 993 code for a protein of 330 amino acids. Lineage: Eukaryota; Fungi; Ascomycota; Eurotiomycetes; Chaetothyriales; Herpotrichiellaceae. The transcript has a single exon.
AUGGCUGAAAGCCACAUAGUAGCCGACAUUUGCGAGAUCGUCGAACAUCGGUCAGAGCGCAUGACUCAGCUCGAGCUCUUGCACACUUUCCACAGUCACAUAUGCACCCCAUUCAAAGUCCCACAAAACCAAAAUGUCGAGGCUGUGUGGCUAUCUGAUGUGCCUAGGAUUGCCUUUAAGAAUGAAAACCUUUUAUACGCCAUGUUUGCUAUCUCAGCAACGUUUGUGCUACGUUCACAGCCCUUGAAUAUGGAUAUGCAGAUGCGACGCGAUAGAUAUCUAGCUCUAAAUCUGCACUGGCAGCGAAAGGCUAUCGAUGAGCUGAGUGAACUAAAUGCGGACGCUGUCUCAUUUACGGCGUUGUUGAUCCAGAUAAACUCAUUCGCUAUGAUGCACGAACGGAUCAACCCUCUAUGUGGCUAUGAAGCCGUUGUUGAGUGGCUCAAAACAGGUCCUGGUUCAGGGCAAAUCUUUGCGAUGGCUGCCACUGUGGUGAGACAAAACCCUGAUAGCAAAUUCAAGGCACUCAUGAACGCGAAACCCGCUUAUGAUCCUAACAUCGAGCAUCAUUUUCGCCAUCCUAUUCCGCCUCAGUCACGAGGUCUCCUAGAUGGCCACCUCGCCCAGGUCGAAGGACUUACGUCUGACACACGGGAAGUCUACGAGAAGACCUUGCGCUACCUAGGAACAAUUAACGAGUCCAUCAUCGAACAAAAGCCCAGUUUCUAUGCAGCGCGGCAAAUCCAAGGAUUUUCAUUGCUCAUUCCAAAGGUCUUUGUUGAGUUCGUUGAGGAGCGCCGCCCGCUUGCCUUGGUCAUUCUCGCCCACUUCUUUGCCAUGAUUGCACUGGUGCAAGAUCCGCCGUGGUGGGUCGGGGAUGCUGCUGUAAAGGCGAUCAGAGCUCUUUCGGAGGCACUCAAUGCUGGUGGUGAAACCAUGCCACAAGAAAUGGAGUGGCCGUGCAGCGUUGUUAGGAAUAAAGGGCCACACUGA